Trichobilharzia szidati is the source of this 1499-nucleotide messenger RNA. The record is from the annotation of a GenBank genome assembly. Lineage: Eukaryota; Metazoa; Platyhelminthes; Trematoda; Strigeidida; Schistosomatidae.
UAAAUGAGUUCCAUCAAGACUGAAUGUUUGAAUACUAUGAGAAUAUUAAAUCUGUGUUGGGGAUAUAACCGAAUGUGAUCUUUUGGUUGUAUUCACUACCGUAUUAACCACUUCACCGAUUUCGUGGACCCAAUUACUGCUAAGUUCUUUGACUAAUCCUGCUAUAGUUUAACUCCUUCAUUUUAAUAAAUGAGUGUGGACAUGGUCGAAUUUAUAUUUUACCUUCCACCAGAUUAGAGUGUCCCAGACACAGCUGAAGAGUUUAAAAGCAAAAGAUGAGUUAUAAGGAUGCGGGGUGCUUGUUCUCCCCCCCAAGUCAUUAACACUUAUAACUGACUCUUUCAAGAAAGGAUUAGUCUUUAUGUCUUGUAUACUCAACCAGAAAAUCUAACCUUGAAUUGAACAGUGGCCCUAAGUUCCACCAUUUCAAAAGCAAGGCCAAAUGCCGGUUCUCCGGUUAUUUCCUUUAAAUUGUCUCACACCAACGAAGUUUCAUUUCUGUCGUUGUACUUACUACAGAUGGCCGGUUAUUCUUUGUCGCACCUCCACUUCAAGUAGUGGCAAGUCAGUCGCUCAAACUAAAGGAAGCGAGAACUUGCCGUCGACAAAUGUUACAAUAAGAGUAAAACAAGCAACAAAAGAUGUGGGAUACUUCACGAUAGUUAUUGGUGGACUCGCACUUACCGGUGCUAUCCUUUACACAAUCGUCCAAGAGCUUUUUUCUAGUAAAAGUUCAAAUGGUGUUUAUAAUGAUGCCUUCAAGAUUUGCAAGUCAGAUAACAGAGUCUUGAAUCUUCUUGGAAGUUCUAUCAAGGCUCAUGGUGAUCCAAAAAGUCGUGGCCGUAGAAGAAACAUUGCACUGCGUUGUCGGCUAUUUAUCAGUUUACUAAAGUCUUGUUAGAUAAGAACAUUUCCAAAAAUGGUUAUAAAGCAGGAAGAUAUGCUUGACUCAUUUGCUUCUUCGGAUCUCACUACCAGCAUGUUCGACAGUCAUUAAAAGUGUUAUUUUUGUUCAUUAAACUUUUAGUCAUGAUUCUUGGUAUGACGACAAAGGGCGACUCCAUAUGGCAAUGAAAUUUCACCUCGAUGGUAAUUUAGCAUCUGGUGUUGUUCAUCUGGAAGUUGUAGAAAAUGAAUCCAAAGAAUUUGAAUAUCGUUAUCUAGUCCUCGAAACAGAUGCUGGAUUUUCAAAGAAACAAAUUAUUCUUCGUUCAUCAGCAGAUCUUCAAAAUCCUACUUAAAGAUGAUCAUAAUUUCGACAAUAUGAAAAUAUCAUUUUGUACAGAUAGACGAUUUUGAAUAUGUAUAACCAAUAAUUAUUUAGCUUCAAUGAAGAUGUUACUUGGUUUGUUUGUAUAUUUUUUGUUGUAGCAAUUAGUGAUUUUCGUGUUCAGGAGUAAAAGAAUGUUUAUAACCAACCAGAAUUCUAUGGGUUUAAACUGAUUCAGCUAUCAAAUAUCCCCGGAAACUACACCAAAAUAAAAGUGUGUGUAUAAAGC